This is a messenger RNA of Anopheles nili, 318 nucleotides long. Its product is annotated as chymotrypsin-elastase inhibitor ixodidin-like. NCBI's taxonomy places the organism in Eukaryota, Metazoa, Arthropoda, Insecta, Diptera, Culicidae. Bases 1 to 318 code for a protein of 105 amino acids. The record is from RefSeq and is a predicted model, not a curated record. The transcript has 2 exons.
AUGAAGUUGCUGCUCGCGUGCGCCAUAUUUGCAGUUCUGCUCAAUCUCAGCGAAGUACGGGGACAGAUAGAGCCAUGCCUCGCGACGAUGAAGAUCAAGCCGAUCUGUCCGGUGAAUGAAGUGUACACGUGCUGCAAGACAUGCUUCGAGCGCACUUGUCAGAACAGAUACAUUGCGGUUAAAUGCGCCCUACCAUGCCGUGGCGGAUGUAUAUGCAAAACAGGUUACAUACGCAUCGUCACCAACGGAAAGUGUAUUGCCGAGAGAUCGUGUCCCAAAAUUGGCAUCCUAAUUCCGGACAUCAUUCCGAUGGAAUAA